Theileria annulata is the source of this 444-nucleotide messenger RNA. Its product is annotated as 40s ribosomal protein s16, putative. Gene Ontology annotation, biological process: maturation of SSU-rRNA from tricistronic rRNA transcript (SSU-rRNA, 5.8S rRNA, LSU-rRNA); translation. Gene Ontology annotation, molecular function: RNA binding; structural constituent of ribosome. The record is from RefSeq and is a predicted model, not a curated record. The transcript has a single exon. Bases 1 to 444 code for a protein of 147 amino acids. Lineage: Eukaryota; Apicomplexa; Aconoidasida; Piroplasmida; Theileriidae. Gene Ontology annotation, cellular component: ribosome; cytosolic small ribosomal subunit.
AUGGUAUCGAAUUCAUCUAAGAGCCAGAAGGUUCAAACAUUUGGACGCAAGAAGCGCGCAGUAUGUGUCGCUUUAUGUACAAGCGGCACUGGGGUCGUCCGUGUGAACGGGAGACCUUUGGAUUUGUUAGAGCCGGUAACUCUACGCACAAAGGCUCUGGAGUCACUUUACAUAGUUGGCAAGAAGCGCUUGAGUAAGUUGGACCUGAGGCUCCGCGUCCGUGGUGGUGGGUUUACAUCCCAGGUCUACGCAAUUAGGCAAGCUAUGUCUAAGGCAGUUGUCGCAUACUAUCAGAAGUAUGUUGACGAGGCCUCAAAGAAGAAACUCGUUGACGAACUCGUCAGCUACGACCGUUCGCUUUUGAUCGCGGAUUCUCGCCGUUGCGAGCCUAAGAAGUUCGGAGGUCCUGGCGCUCGCGCACGUUACCAGAAAUCUUAUCGUUAA